AUGACAGACAAUAAUAACAACAACAACAACAACAAAAAUAAUAAUAACAACAACAAUAAUAAAAAUAACAAUAAUAAUGUUGCAAAGAUGGAUGUAACAGAUACAGAAACAGUGAUCCAUACAAGUAAUAAGAAGACUUAUACUUUAGGUAGACCACCUUGGUAUGAUACUACGGGUAAACCAAAGUGCCCAUUGGUCAUUGGUGUAUGUGGUGGAAGUGCCUCGGGAAAGACUAGUGUCUGUCACAAGGUGAUCCAAUCAUUGAAUGUGCGAUGGGUCGUCCUGCUCUCAAUGGACUCGUUCUACAAACCAAUUGGAAAGGACGUCGACCCGACCUCCUACAACUUUGACCAUCCCAACGCCUUUGACUACGAUCUCAUGAUCAAGACCAUCGGUGACAUGCGACAGGGCAAGCGAGUACAUAUCCCCAUCUAUGACUUUAAGACUCACAGCAGACUGGCGAGACAAGAGACAGUUUAUGGUGCCGAUGUCAUCAUCCUCGAGGGAAUAUUGACGCUGUACUCAAAGGAGUUGCGCGAACUAAUGGACAUCAAGAUAUUCAUUGACACUGACGAUGAUGUUCGUCUCGCAAGAAGAUUGAGGAGAGACAUUAGCGAACGUGGACGCACUGUUGAGAGUGUCAUCCAUCAAUAUACCAAGUAUGUCAAGCCAUCCUUUGACGACUAUAUCCUUCCAACGAAGAAGCAUGCCGAUGUAAUCAUCCCAAGAGGCUCGGAUAACCUUGUGGCCAUUGAGUUGCUGACACAACAUAUUAGAUCGAAAUUGAGCGAGCGAGGAUACAUUCCUCAGAAGCAUAUGAGUCUGGCAGAGGGCGUCAGCAUCAACAAUCUGCCAAAGAACAUACAUGUGCUUCAAGAGAAUCGCCAGAUAAGAGCCAUCCACACAAUUCUGCGCAACAAGGAUACAAACAUUGGCAACUUUGUAUUCUUCUCUGAUCGUCUCGUCAUGAUGAUCAUUGAGGAGGCGCUGACACUGCUACCCUCACGCGAGAAGACCGUCACAACACCGACCAACGUGGAGUACCAGGGCUACCAGCCCGACUACACCCUUUGCGCACUGAGUGUGUUGCGUGCUGGUAGUUGCAUGGAGCAGCCACUUCGUUCCAUAUGCAAGGGUAUCAAGACUGGCAAGGUGUUGAUCCAAUCAGAUGGCAACAAGCAGCCACAUCUGUUCUAUGAGCGUCUUCCAGACUUGACCGAUAGCCAUGUACUGGUGCUGGAUCCAACGAUUGCAUCUGGUGCGUCCUCGCAGAUGGCCAUCCGUGUGUUGUUGGACCAUGGCAUUCCUGAGGACAGGAUCAUAUUUGUUACAGUGUUGGCCUCGCUCAGAGGUGUGAUGACACUCAACUACUGCUUCCCAGAUCUCAAGAUUGUGACCAGUGCCAUUGACAAUGACCUCUCUGAGGAGGGUUACAUCCUGCCAGGUGUAGGAAACUACUCUGACAGGUACUUUGGAACAUGCUCAUCC
Acytostelium subglobosum LB1 is the source of this 1488-nucleotide messenger RNA. RefSeq lists its product as hypothetical. The annotation marks the transcript as partial. The transcript is spliced from 5 exons. Gene Ontology annotation, molecular function: kinase activity; ATP binding. The record is from RefSeq and is a predicted model, not a curated record. NCBI's taxonomy places the organism in Eukaryota, Evosea, Eumycetozoa, Acytosteliales, Acytosteliaceae. Gene Ontology annotation, cellular component: cytoplasm.